AUGAUAAAGGGUUUAGCGCCGGCUGAGGAUUUAAUUGAAAUGCUUGUUAGUUGUUACUACUCUGGCUGCCAAUUGGCAUAUUAUUCCUCGUCUUCCCAUUCAAAUUCUAUCAUGAUCUGUGUCCUUUCUGAUGAAGCUAGCAACGAAGGUGCAUACAUGCUGAAGCUUAUGAAUGCACUCAAACCCCCUGGCUGGUCCAACACCACCCACAUGUGCCUGUGGAGCGGCGUGACUUGCAACCAUCAAACUGGAAGGAUUGAACUGAUCAAUCUCAAUUCAAUGUCGCUAACGGGAACAGUUCCUGCAGGCCUCAACGACUCCCUCUCCCAACUCCCAAUACUCGAUCUCUCUUACAAUAAUCUGAGUGGGCCUGUUCCGUCUCUCGCCAACCUCACCUUCCUCCAAUACGUGGACCUCGGCUACAACAACUUCACCUCCAUCCCUCAUGGUUGCUUCCAGGGUCUACCCUCUUUGACGACGCUGUGGUUGGGAAACAACACAAACCUUGCACCAUGGACCUUCCCCAACUUGAUUCAGUCCACAAAAAUAGAAGAGCUCAAUCUUGUGGCUACAAAUGUCAUGGGUUCUCUACCAGAAAUAUUUGACUCCUUGCCAAGUUUGGAGACUGUUCUUCUCUCCAACAACAGCCUCACUGGUUUCUUGCCUGAGUCUUUUGGAAGGUCCAAGAUUACCACAUUGCACCUCAACGACCAGAAGGGCAAAGGAUUUUCAGGUACAAUGGAUGUUGUUUCAAAUAUGAUCGAUUUGUCUGAGGCGUGGCUUCAGGGGAACUCCUUGGAUGGAUAUAUCCCUGACAUGUCUCGUUGUACCGCCUUACAAGAUUUACGACUUGCGCACAAUCGAUUUACAGGUGUCAUUCCAGAUUCUCUGAUAAAUCUCAGUCUCAGGAACCUGCAAAAUGUUACUUUGAACAACAACUUUUUUCAGGGCCCUAUGCCUAUCUUUUCCUUUGAUAUUGAGAGUAAGAAUCUCGGAGAUAACACCACCAAUGCCUUUUGUCGAGAUGACUAUGAUCGUUGUGACGAGAGAGUUACCAUUUUGCUUGAAAUUGCAUCUGCAUUUGGAUAUCCUUAUUUGUUGGCCCGUUCAUGGCGAGGAAAUAAUCCAUGUCAUAAUUGGAGUUUUGUUGCAUGUACCGGGAGUAUGAUUACAACAGUGAAUUUGACAAGGCAGAAUUUGACAGGAACAAUCUCGGGUGCGUUUGGUAAAUUAACUCAUUUGGAAAACUUGUAUCUAGGUGGUAACAAUUUAAGCGGUUCAAUACCUGAAAACUUGACAUCUCUUCAUCAACUCAACAAUCUCGAUGUCUCCAACAACAACUUAUCAGGAAAAAUUCCCGCUUUCUCACGUGGAGUAAACCUGAAUACUGAAGGUAAUCCUUCGUUCGAGAGAAGAAAUCCUUCGCACAAGAGAAGAAAUCCACCUGCUUGGAUCAAAGGCGCAAUAGCAGCAGCAGCAGGUAUUGGAGGUCUUGUUUUCUUGGUUAUAAUUAUUUAUAACCGGAAGAGGUGUCUUAGCUUCUUACAAAGGAUUUUGUGGAAGAAAACAGGACCAUUUAUUGAUAAUGAAUUUGAAGAAUUUAUGAAAACUUAUGGAUCUUUGAUGUUAAAGAGAUAUAAUUAUUCUGAAGUGAAAAAGAUGACAAAUUCAUUUCAUGAUAAAUUAGGAAAGGGAGGAUAUGGCAUUGUAUACAAAGCAUGUUUAAGUGAUGGUUGUCCAAUGGCAGUGAAGGUAUUAACCGAAUCCAGCGGAAGUGGGGAGGAAUUCCUAAAUGAGGUUGCUAGUAUUGGAAGAACAUCUCAUGUGAACAUUGUUUCGCUUUUGGGAUUUUGUUAUGAGAAGUAUAAAAGGGCACUCAUCUACGAAUUCAUGCCAAAUGGUUCUUUGGAUAAGUUCAUCUACAAACAAGAAUCGUCAAAUGCUAUUUGUAAUAUGGAUUGGAACACCCUGUUUCAAAUUACAAUUGGUAUUGCAAGAGGAUUAGAAUAUUUGUAUCGAGGUUGUAAUACAAGAAUUUUGCAUCUCGAUAUUAAGCCUCAAAAUAUUCUGUUAGAUGAAGAUUUUUGUCCAAAAAUUGCUGAUUUUGGAUUGGCAAAAAUUUGCAAGAAGAAGGAGAGUAUUGUAUCUAUAAUAGGUACAAGGGGAACUCCUGGAUACAUUGCACCAGAAGUAUUUAGUCGAACCUUUGGUAAAGUUUCUCAUAAAUCUGAUGUGUACAGUUAUGGUAUGUUGAUUCUUGAAUUGGUGGGAGGCAAAAAGAACUACAACACCAGUGGAUCACUUACUAGUGAGAUGUAUUUUCCAGAUUGGAUUUACAAGGAUCUCGAGCAAAAUACGCUUGGACGAGGUUUGUCCACUACAGAAGAAGAAAAUGAUAUGAUAAAGAAAAUUACUUUGGUGAGUUUAUGGUGUAUUCAAACAAAUCCAUCAGAUAGACCAUCAAUAGAUAAAGUAAUAGAGAUGUUAGAAGGGCCACUUGAACUAGUGCCAUAUCCUCCAAAACCUGUCUUAUAUUCUCUAAAAAUGUCUAUCUCACAGUUUUCACGGAUCUCCUAUAGCAGUACAGAUGAGGAGGAUCCUGAAAUUGUUGAGGAGAUUGUUUCCAUCAAAUAAAAUGAGUU
Molecule: messenger RNA, 2642 nt
Organism: Arachis stenosperma
Lineage: Eukaryota; Viridiplantae; Streptophyta; Magnoliopsida; Fabales; Fabaceae
Product: receptor-like kinase TMK4
Exons: 4
Coding region: 1-2634 (877 amino acids)
Biological process (GO): protein phosphorylation
Molecular function (GO): protein kinase activity; ATP binding; protein binding
Source: RefSeq, a predicted model, not a curated record